AUGAGCAGAGGGUAUGCGUUCUCGGAGGACGGGCAGACCCUGGCCUAUGGCACCAGUGCCAGUGGCUCUGAUUGGGUGGAGAUCCACUUCCUGCGUGUGGACGGAGCGAUCCCAUUGGACGACCAUCUGAAGAGAGUGAAGUUCAGCUGCAUGUCCUGGACCCACGACGGGAAGGGGCUGUUCUACAACUGUUACCCCGAGCAGGAGGGCAAGAGCGACGGCACCGAGACGUCCACAAACCUGUUCCAGAAACUGUACUACCACGUCCUGGGGACGCCUCAGUCUGAGGACGUGCUCUGUGCGGAGUUCAACGACCACCCCAAGUGGAUGAGUGGAGCUGAGGUGUCGGACGAUGGGCGGUACGUGCUGCUGUCAAUCAGAGAGGGCUGUGAUCCUGUCAACAGACUCUGGUACUGCGACCUGGGACCCAAACCUGAGGGCAUCACUGGCCUGUUGCCGUGGGUGAAGCUCAUCGAUAACUUUGACGCCGAGUACGAGUACGUGACCAACGAGGACACGGUCUUCACCUUCAAGACCAACCUCCAUGCGCCGCGCUACCGCCUCAUCAACGUGGACUUCAGCAGUCCCCAACCCGGCCACUGGAGGGAGCUCAUCCCCCAGCACAACAAGGACGUCAUCGUCUUUGCCACGUGCGCACACUCCAGCCUCCUGUUCGUGUGUUUCCUCCACGAUGUGAAGAACGUGUUGAAGAUGUUCCAGCUCAGCUCCGGGGACGAGCUGCGAACCUUUCCCCUGGACGUGGGCUCCGUGGUCGGCUUCACGGGACGCAAGACGGACUCGGAGAUCUUCUACUACUUCACCUCCUUCCUCUCUCCAGGUGAGCCCUCAUCUUCCUCAUCCUCAUCUUCCUCAUCGUCAUCCUCCCUCAUCGUCAUCCUCCCUCAUCGUCAUCCUCCCUCAUCGUCAUCCUCCCUCAUCCUCAGUCUCCCUCAUCCUCCCUCAUCCUCCCUCAUCCUCAUCCUCCCUCAUCGUCAUUCUCCCUCAUCGUCAUUCUCCCUCAUCGUCAUUCUCCCUCAUCCUCAUCUCCCUCAUCCUCCCUCAUCCUCAGUCUCCCUCAUCCUCCCUCAUCGUCAUUCUCCCUCAUCCUCCCUCAUCCUCAUCCUCCCUCAUCGUCAUUCUCCCUCAUCGUCAUUCUCCCUCAUCCUCAUCUCCCUCAUCCUCAUCCUCCCUCAUCCUCAGUCUCCCUCAUCCUCAUCCUCCUUCAUCGUCAUUCUCCCUCAUCCUCAUCCUCCCUCAUCCUCAUCUCCCUCAUCGUCAUCCUCCCUCAUCAUCAUCCUCCCUCAUCCUCAUCCUCCCUCAUCGUCAUUCUCCCUCAUCCUCAUCCUCCCUCAUCUUCAUCCUCCCUCAUCCUCAUCCUCCCUCAUCCUCAUCCUCCCUCAUCCUCCCUCAUCCUCAUCCUCCCUCAUCCUCCCUCAUCCUCAUCCUCCCUCAUCCUCCCUCAUCCUCAUCCUCCCUCAUCCUCAUUCUCCCUCAUCCUCCCUCAUCCUCAUCCUCCCUCAUCCUCCUCAUCCUCCCUCAUCCUCAUCUCCCUCAUCCUCCCUCAUCCUCAUCCUCCCUCAUCCUCCCUCAUCCUCAUCCUCCCUCAUCCUCAUCUCCCUCAUCACAGUAAUCCUGGAUGUUUCCCUUCCCAUAAAAUAG
Knipowitschia caucasica is the source of this 1659-nucleotide messenger RNA. NCBI's taxonomy places the organism in Eukaryota, Metazoa, Chordata, Actinopteri, Gobiiformes, Gobiidae. The record is from the annotation of a GenBank genome assembly.